AUGCUCCGCAGCGCACGUCGAACCAUCACGAUCCUCCGCACGCGCAAAGACCUCGACGGCUGGCGCGCGCAACAGAGCGAGGUCGGCCUCGUGCCCACCAUGGGCGCGCUGCACGCCGGCCACGCGGACCUCAUGCGGCGCGCGGCGGCCGAGAACGACAUCGCCAUCGCGUCCAUCUUCGUGAAUCCGACGCAGUUCGCGCCCGGCGAGGACCUGGAGAAAUACCCGCGGACGUUCGAGCGGGACGUCGAGGUCCUGCGAGACGCGGGCGUCGCCGCGUGUUUCGCGCCGACCGUCGAGGACAUGUACGGCGACGGCGACGGCGUCGCCGUGCUGCCGCCGCCGCGCUUCGACGCGCUGAGCGAGGGCGCCGCGCGGCCGGGCCACUUCUCGGGCGUCUGCACGGUCGUCGCCAAGCUGUGGAACGCGGUGCGGCCGAAGCGGUCCUACUUUGGCCAGAAGGACGCCAUGCAGUGCGCCGUGCUCCGCAGCCUGCGCCGCGACCUCGCCUUCGACCUGGAAGUCGUCGUCUGCGACACCGCGCGCGCGGACGACGGCCUCGCGCUCUCGUCGAGGAACGCGUAUCUCGACGCCGACGAGCGCGCGGCCGCGCCCGUCGUCUUCAGAGCGCUCGGCGCCGCGCGCGACGCCUGGCGCGCCCAGGCGGGGCCCGGGCCCGCCGCCGCGCUCCGGAGCGCCGCCGAGGCGACGCUCGCGGCCGAGCCGCUCGUUCGCCGCGUCGAGUACGUCUCCGUCGCGGACUACGACACGAUGGCCGAGCUCGACGUCGUCCCGCCGCCCGACGGCGGCGCCGAGCCGCGCGCGAUCCUCUCCGUCGCCGUGCGCCUCGGCAACGUGCGCCUCAUCGACAACCUCCCGCUUCGCGGUAAUUAG
Molecule: messenger RNA, 894 nt
Organism: Aureococcus anophagefferens
Lineage: Eukaryota; Pelagophyceae; Pelagomonadales; Pelagomonadaceae
Exons: 1
Coding region: 1-894 (297 amino acids)
Biological process (GO): pantothenate biosynthetic process
Molecular function (GO): pantoate-beta-alanine ligase activity
Source: RefSeq, a predicted model, not a curated record